Molecule: messenger RNA, 1125 nt
Organism: Cladophialophora yegresii CBS 114405
Lineage: Eukaryota; Fungi; Ascomycota; Eurotiomycetes; Chaetothyriales; Herpotrichiellaceae
Exons: 1
Coding region: 1-1125 (374 amino acids)
Cellular component (GO): endoplasmic reticulum membrane; dehydrodolichyl diphosphate synthase complex
Molecular function (GO): ditrans,polycis-polyprenyl diphosphate synthase [(2E,6E)-farnesyl diphosphate specific] activity
Source: RefSeq, a predicted model, not a curated record
AUGGCACCCUUCAACGAGAAGGACACCAAACUAUACCGCAAUGAUGUCGCCUCGGGCGGUCGAACGCUCUCAGCGUCAGAGCGCGAAAGACUCCUACAAUCAUACCUCCCCGCUCCAACUUCACACACACCAGAGACGAAUCCCCAGUCGGCCAGCCAACCUGCUCGUCGAAAGUCCCGUGGUCACAAGCGACGGGUCCGACCUUUCCUCAAAGCGAAGCUUCACUUCGUGAUCUUCUUCCUCAUCCAACUCGUGUUCGGUAUCUACAUCCGCCUGCGCCAGAUCUACCAUGCCACGGUCUACAGAUUACUGGCCAUCCGACACUACCACCACCGCACGCCCGAAUACAUCCAAAGAGACGUCCAGAACCUCGACCGCAUCCCCGAACACCUGAGCGUGAUUUUGAAGUUCAAGACCGAAGAAGACGGCGGGCUCGAAGCCCUGAUGGACGAGGUGGCAGAGUUGUGUGCCUGGUCCGCAGCCGCGGGGAUCCCGCUACUGAGCGUGUACGAAAGGUCGGGCAUCCUCAAAACAUACAUGUCUCCGCUGCAAGAGCUGGUGAGGCAAAAGUUGGUGUCAUACUUUGGACCACCGCCUGUGGCGCCGUCGCUUCGAGUCUUUGCGCCCAACCACCCCUCGAUCAGUCCGUCAAGAACACCCUCGCCGCACAUACAGCCGCAGUUAGCAGAUGGGUCAGAUGGGCGACGACCGCACCUCGAUCUAUUCCUCCUGUCGGCCACAGAUGGGAGAGACACGCUGGUCGACCUCACCCGCACUUUGGCGGAGAUGGCACAAGCCCACAAGAUCGAUCCCAAGGACAUCACAUCCAACCUGAUCAACGCCGAAAUCAGCGCCACGACAGCAGUUCACAGUCCAAGGACACAGAAUGGGCACAAGCCUGCUGGCAAGGAAGUGGAAGCCGGCGAGCCUGACCUCGUCAUUGUCUUUGGACCGACCGUGAAGUUGGAUGGCUAUCCGCCCUGGCAGAUCCGGCUCAGCGAGAUCUAUUGUGUGGGCGAUUCAGGCGGAGACGUCUCCGGGAGCGGCAGCACGAGAGUCGAGUACCAGGCUUUCCUGCGGGCGUUGUGGAGGUACGCGGGAGCCAAGUUCAACUUUGGAAGGUGA